Messenger RNA from Penicillium taxi, 939 nucleotides. RefSeq names its product fungal specific transcription factor domain-containing protein. Lineage: Eukaryota; Fungi; Ascomycota; Eurotiomycetes; Eurotiales; Aspergillaceae. Gene Ontology annotation, molecular function: zinc ion binding; DNA binding. The transcript is spliced from 2 exons. Bases 1 to 939 code for a protein of 312 amino acids. Gene Ontology annotation, biological process: DNA-templated transcription. The record is from RefSeq and is a predicted model, not a curated record. Gene Ontology annotation, cellular component: nucleus.
AUGAAUAACCUGAUUGUCGAUGCGGGUCUUAUUUUCAACCAAAAAUUCCCAGAGCUUGCAUUCUUACAUCUGCCCACAUUCGUCAAUAGCGUUCACCAAAAUGCUCCCCAUCGUGAUUUGCUGAAAGUCACUGCCGUGCUCGCACUUUGCGCAAGAUUUCUACCUGAGAUAUACACAGCCUAUGAUAUACCGCACCAAGCUGGCGAGACUUACGCAUCCCAGGUCAGAAAACACGUGUUGCGAAGAGUGAUGGAGUCUCCAAGCGUUGACACCAUCCAAAUUUUGUUGCUGAUGGCCUUGUAUGAAUGGGGGGCUUCGAAGGGACACAGUGCUUGGAUGUAUAGUGGAAUGGCAUCACGCAUGGCACAAUCUUUGAGGUCAUCAGCAAAUGAUGGCCUACAAAUGAAUCAGUCAGGUUACGAUCUUCAAAACUGCGCUUCUGCAGUAGAAAUCGAGAACCGCACAUUUUGGGGCUGCUUUGUUAUGGACAGGAUGCUUGCUUGUGGUAAAGGCCGGCCCCUGUCUCUUCGUCUGGAGAGAAUGUCUAUUCAUGCUCCAGUGGGUGACAAAGAAUUUGCAUAUACUCAAAUCCCAACAAGAAAGUACACUUUCAGUGAAAUUUUCAAAGACGAGCAAUUGGUACGUACUCAAAGCACUACAAACUACCGCUUUAGUGUGACAAUACGAGGGCUUGACAUUUGGGCGAAGCUUUUGAAGUGGGUUGCAGAGGGUGGCAGGCGUCAUUCAACACUCUUUCAAUUCAGUGAAUGCCCUUGGGAGCCGGGUUCAGCGUGGUUUGACAUUAACCAUGAACUUGAGAAUUGGAGGAGGGAGCAAGACGCAGACUUGAAAUUCCCCGAGUUCAAUAUAUCUGCCCAUGUCUCUCUUGGUUGCGGUGAAUCUUUCGCGUUUAUCAAUUUAAUCUACUACUUGAGGUAA